Hyaloscypha bicolor E is the source of this 1188-nucleotide messenger RNA. RefSeq lists its product as uncharacterized. The record is from RefSeq and is a predicted model, not a curated record. NCBI's taxonomy places the organism in Eukaryota, Fungi, Ascomycota, Leotiomycetes, Helotiales, Hyaloscyphaceae. The transcript has 2 exons. The coding region runs from base 1 to 1188 and encodes 395 amino acids.
AUGUUAGGAGUACAAGAAGCAAUGUCUAUAAGACAUAAGCACGUGUUGAAAAAUUACCUUGGAGGAUUAAUCUCUCUCGAGCCCGUCUUGCCCUUCAGUGCCCAGGAAACCGCGGAAUCCUACAUAUUUCGGCUCACCGAUCUAAUGAACCCAAUGCAAUUACCCAUCCCCUCGACCGAUAUUCUCUCUCGGGCUAUUAUUUUGACAUUAUUGCAUUGUGCAGCAAGACUCUUUCCAGACCAGCAACUCUCAGCUCAAGUAUCCGAUCUUAUUGGAUGUGCCACCUUCCGGGGAAUAUUGCAAAUCGGGUUUGGAGCCAAGUUUGAUAAGGUUGCCCAGCAGCAUGCCCUAAGCAAGGUGGGGCUCGAACCAACAAGCGCCGAAAAUUGGUCUCAGAAUUCUGGAUUGUUUGGUUCGUGUCGGAAAAUGGAAGCGAACCUAGUAUGGGAAAACUCAAACCUGCUCUAUUUGCUUGCUCGCCUGUACGAAACAUAUAAGACUGUACUCCAAAAUUCUUGUGCCCCACCGAAAAUGGGAGAAUAUUUUAUGUUCCACAACUACACUGCUCUCGUUGCCCAUUUGAGCUUGCCUGAUAAGGCUGUCCUCGUCACACUACUCCCUGAUGUGUUCCACUGGAGCGAAGCGAGGGCUUACGAUGAUUCUACAUCCACAGUACCGGAAAGGACGUUGCUUGCGCAACCACCAAAAGAAUCGCAGAGCAGUAGCCGUCUCAGAGAAUGGCUUCCUAACGUCGAGUUUACUCCCAUUGCAGCCUUCUCGCCAUCUACUUAUGCGGACUCUUGUGUAGAUGAUUCUAAUACGAAGAGAUUGAAAGCCAAUUCUGAACGGCAAGCUUCCGACGAAUACCAAGAUGCCCUUACUAGCGGUAUCAUUCUGGAAAUUCUGAAAGUCAAUGCCGAAACUGGGAUACUACCCAAGUCCUUUGGCCCCCGACCAGUUCCGACGAUCGAUGAAGACGAUAUUAAGGCAUUGGCACAAGGCGAAUCAGGGAAAAUAGGGAUCAGCCUUGAGAUGCUAAAAGCGCUAGCAGACGACGCACAAAAUCUUGGAAAGGACUUCUACUCAUUCUCAUUGGGAAUCCAAAGUUUUGCAGUUAUUCUCCCGAAACAUAUGAUACCGGAAAUUGAAUGUCCCGGUCUAUCUGUUACUUUUAGGAGAGAAGAUUGA